UGAAACAUGUAACAGUGAAUGUAGAGAACAGCUCGUCUUUGAGCCUCAGCAGUCUUCCUCUUAAGCCGCAGACAUGACUGCUUCUCUGGGCUGGCUCUCAGCUCUGGUCGCGGGUAUUUUCUCCGCUCAUGUGUUACAGAAACUCUGUUUUCCAUACUUUUGGAGGGACUUCGUCUUUCUACUGACUGUGAUCAGGUACGGCAUGAAGCUGGAGCUGUUCAAGCUGACAUCCAGAGUGUGUACAGUGCUGGACAGGUUCAUCCAGCAGGCGCAGCGCAUACCCGACAAGCCGUUUGUUAUCUACGAUGGAAACAUCCACACCUACAGAGACAUCGAGCAGCGCAGCAACAGACUCGCAAAUAUUUUCCUGGACAGAGUCAAACUGAAGAAAGGAGACUGCGUCGCCUUGCUUAUGAACAACGAGCCAGACUUCUUGUGCGUUUGGUUCGGGUUGGCAAAGGUCGGCUGCUCGGUUGCUUUCCUUAACACAAACAUCAAGUCCAGGUCUCUGCUGCACUGCUUUAACUGCUGCGGAGCCAAAGCUCUAAUAGUCGGCGCAGAUCUAGUCGAAUGUGUGGAUGGCAUCCUACCCAGCCUGCUGGAGGACAACAUUCAGGUGUGGGCAAUGAAGAGCCAGAGUGAGCACACACAGGUGAACACUCUGUUGGAUAAGAUAGAUGCUGCUUCUGAUCAACCUGUACCAGCAGCGUUACGUGCCACCACCUCCCUCAAAGCCCCCACCCUCUACAUCUUCACCUCUGGAACAACUGGGCUCCCUAAGGCUGCAGUGAUAACUCACCUCCAAAGCUUGAAGGCAGCAGGAGGAUUCUGGGCAUUUGGGGCAACUGCAGAUGAAGUGAUAUACAUCCCUCUGCCACUCUACCACAGUGCAGCUUCACUGAUCGGCAUCGGAGGAACCAUCGAGCUGGGUGCAACCUGCGUCCUGAAGAAGAAGUUCUCAGCCUCACAAUUCUGGAAUGACUGUCGAAAACAUCAUGUGACUAUUUUCCAAUAUAUUGGUGAACUCUGCAGAUACCUCUGUAACCAGCCUAAGACAGACAUGGAUAAGGUUCACAAGGUGCGGAUGGGAGUAGGGAACGGGCUUCGUCAGGAUGUCUGGCGGGAGUUCCAGAGUCACUAUGGAGACGUUAAAAUGUGCGAAGUGUAUGGCUCCACUGAGGGAAACCUGUGUUUCAUGAACCACAUUGGCAAGAUUGGUACUGUGGGUCGCUCCAACUUCUUCUACAGGCUCCUGUUCAAGUAUGAUCUGGUGAAGUAUGACAUGAUUAAAGAUGUACCAGUGAAAAAUCAGUAUGGGUUCUGUCAACGAGUGAAAAAGGGCGAGACAGGACUCUUACUGUCUAAGGUGAGCGCCCUCAGCCCUUUCUUUGGCUACGCUGGAAGUAAACAGCUGACUGAGAACAAGCUGAUGAGGAACGUAUUUGUGAAGGGAGACGCCUACUUUAACACAGGUGACCUCAUGGCUGAAGACCAUGAGGGCUUCAUCUCCUUCAGAGACAGAGUAGGAGACACCUUCAGGUGGAAGGGUGAAAAUGUAGCAACAACAGAGGUGGCAGAAACUCUUGGACUGGUGGAUUUUAUCCAAGAAGUCAACGUGUAUGGAGUAGAAAUACCAGGACAUGAGGGCAGAGCAGGAAUGGCUGCUAUGAUUGUAAGACCAGACCUGACGUUUGAUGGGAACAAACUGUUUGAGCAUGUGGUGAGAGAUCUACCAGCAUACGCUCGACCACACUUCAUAAGACUUCAGGAGGUGAUGGAAAUGACAAGCACCUUCAAGCAGCAAAAGUUCCAGUUGGUGCAGAGCGGCUUCAACCCCUCAACAAUCUCUGAUCCUCUGUAUGUGCUGGAUCACCUGCAGAAGAGCUACAUUCCUCUAACAGACAGUAUCUACCAGAACAUCCUCUCUGGAGAACGCAAGCUAUAAAAGUCACAAGUAUGGGGUGAUGACACAGCUCCAAACCAUGCACAAAGAGGGAUCUCAUUCAGUAGCUCUGCUUUCUGCAGUAUUUUAUAUUUAAUGGAAACAUUUGUGCCUACAAUCAAGUUGAGUGAUUUACUGAGAUCUGAAUGAAAAGCUCUUAUCUAACUAGUGAAUAAGCUGAAUGAGCUUCACUACAUAUAUGUGAGCAGUAAUGUCCCUAACGUACAGUUAUUUUUGUUCAAUAAAUAAUAUGAACCUGAAUGCAUCACAGUGAAACUACUAUACCUUAAAAAAACCUGAAAACACACCAAGUACCUCAAACUGAAGAUAUUUCUUAUUCAUUUACACAGUAAUAAGAACAUAUUUGACAAAUCAGUUUUGAAAGUGUUAAGAAGGUUAAGAAGUCUGAAAUAUUUUCAGCAGUAAAUGAAGGACAUUUGAAGGAACUCUUAUUCAGUUAAUUAACUGUAUUGUAUUUACUAUUAUUUAAUGUAUUUUUUCAUGGAUUCAGAGGUUUAUAAUAGGUAAAAGACCUUUAAAAUACAAAAAACAAAAACAAAACAAAAACAUACUGGUAGCCUUUCAUUUAAACCUUGAAGAAGCCUUCAUUCUUCAAUGAAGGUGUACAAUCUGUGGUUAAUUCAUUGAUACGUUGAUGAAUUAACUGUAAUGUAUUAAACUGAUGUGUGUUUAGAGGAAAAUAAAAGCACACAACAUGAAGGAUAUUCAUUAAUUUAACUUUACAUUUAAGGUUUCAGAGAAAUGAAUGGAUUAUAUGAAGGGAGGUGAUU
Molecule: messenger RNA, 2733 nt
Organism: Scomber japonicus (chub mackerel)
Lineage: Eukaryota; Metazoa; Chordata; Actinopteri; Scombriformes; Scombridae
Gene: slc27a6
Product: solute carrier family 27 member 6
Exons: 10
Coding region: 74-1945 (623 amino acids)
Molecular function (GO): long-chain fatty acid transmembrane transporter activity; long-chain fatty acid-CoA ligase activity
Source: RefSeq, a predicted model, not a curated record